Messenger RNA from Drosophila subpulchrella, 2059 nucleotides. RefSeq lists its product as uncharacterized. The record is from RefSeq and is a predicted model, not a curated record. The transcript is spliced from 3 exons. Bases 131 to 1936 code for a protein of 601 amino acids. NCBI's taxonomy places the organism in Eukaryota, Metazoa, Arthropoda, Insecta, Diptera, Drosophilidae.
UCUUGAUAAAGAGAACAAGUCUAUUGCUAGCAGCAAGACUUUUAUUAAAUUUUUAGAUUUUAUCCAAGUUUUGCACAUCACAUUGUAGUCGUUGCGCGAUAAUAUUUGGGUAUUAGUUUCGAAUUGAAGGAUGGGGGACCACGCGGACCAGAACCACGAUGAGGUACCCACUCUGGAAGGUGUCAUCUGGCACGAUGUGGUGGACAGAAUCGAAUUUGAAUGCCGGGCAUUCAGCACUGGUAAUAUGGAUGCACUGGAACGUCGACGUCAAGUGGAGUGUGCCCUCAAUCGUGUGAUGCCCUGGAAUGAUGUACACUUUUCCCGAAUCAAUCUACCCCAUUCGCAUUCCUUUGAGUGCAACAAUCCCGCCGAUUACAGGCGCAUGAUGACCGAAAAUAUGGGUGCCACAACGCGAGUUUGCAUCGGAACAGCCACUUUCUGGUGUAUUCCUUCACUUCUGCAAUUCCAUUGCAAUUAUUUCGAACGCCACAUUCGCCGGGGCUAUCGCUUUCGCGAGGGCGCUGACCUUACUGCCGUGGGUUUUCGAGCUGCCUACGAUUGGAUGAGAUUGCAAGAGUCUCUGGGAAACGAUAUAGGAGCGGAACAAGUGGUUGCCACGCUGCAUACGGCCAUGCAACUAGAGAUGCGAGCACUGCAGACGGACUGUUAUCGAUUCCUGUGCGGAGCCCACUUCCGAGAGGAGAUUGCCUUCGAGGUUUACCUAAAGGCCCUGAAGUAUCCCGAGCUCGAAGCGCUCCGCAAGGUGAUGCUUCAGAGGAUCGGCGUUCAUUUUCUGGCCGUGGUGGGGGGAAUGCAUUUUCGGCAGAUGCCCCUAGAGGAUGUGAUCACCAUGAUUUCCCAGGAUUCUUUGGGGGUCAAUUCCGAAGUGGAGGUCCUAUUUGCCCUUAUCUGCUGGCUAGCCCAUCGUCCGCAGGAAUCCCCAAGCCUGAUGCCACAACUGAUUGGGUGCGUUAGAUUCACCUUAAUGCCACUACCCGUUCUACGAAGACUGUGGGACAUAUCUUCGGUGUCCAGCAGCCCCUCGAGUACCGACGGUACUUUUUGGCUCGCUUUUCAUAACGAUCUCAAAAUGCGGGAGAGGAUCAGUUUUGCGAUCACUGUGGCGUCGCUGCGACUUUUGCAUCCCACUCGUCGCGCAUUUCUCGAAUCCCUGAAGGAUGUUGAAGUGGAGGCCCCAAGGGAGUGGAUGUACGACGAAGCGUGUUCCUAUCACUUGCCGUACCCCAAGGGUCCCUACAGUCAUGUUGUGAAUGGUCGAGGAAUUCUUUCCUAUGUCUCGCAGAGAGCUCAGGGAGCGAGGGAGUUUCAAACGACUUGUUCAAGGCGUUCAAGGACCCUUCUGCCAGCUACCAAUGAUCUACAGACCAUCGAGGAGGUACCUGAGGAAGAUAGAGGAGAGGAGAAUCGCGAAGAAGCCGCCGGACCUGAACCUAAAAGCCAAGAUCCUACCGCAGCAACCCAGCAGAUCCUGGACGAGGGCGAAAACAACGUUGCUGAUGAAAAUGUAAAUCGCUUGGAAUUCCACGAACCGAUUAGGGGACUUGACAGACUUGUGAUGGAAGCACGAUUACGAACGGUCGCUUUUCUCCCCUGGCGUAAUGGGUUAAGGAUGCCUGCCACGCGUCCGGCUACGGAAAUUAGCCCUUUUCUCUUACCUGUGGAGGGUGUAACUGCUGAAUCUGAGUUCAGAUUCGGAUUCAAGGUGUUUGAGGAUGAGGAUGAGGAACAGAACGAAAAUUACUUGAGCGAGUUGAAAGCCCUGUGCUUUGAAUUGAAUCUAUUUCUGCCCCACGAAGAUGAUCCUCAGCCUCCCGAACUGGAAGUUACACCACCCGAGGAACAGAUUCAUCCCCUCGAAACCUAUGUGAAGGAAACAGAUCUCCUGAUCAGAGGGUUGUUAAAGCAUCUUGACUAGAAUGUGAUGCCUCAGGCCCCUUAGCGCUCAGUUUAUGGAUGUAUAGCCCCUUUAAAUUGCUGUUCACCGAAACAGCUAGUGGAUGUAAUUAUUAUUUCGAGUUACAAAUAAAAUAUGAAAAAU